AAGUGGAAGAAACUGCAAUUAAAAAAGAAAUCAGUUGAAAAUAUUGGGCAAGUGGAAAAUUUGUUAGCUGUGGUUGUUCCAAUUCGUGACAUAUGUAUUUCAGUGAAAGUAUCGUGUUACCAGUUAAAAUAUGUUCAUUAAUUAAUUGUAAAACUUAAAGCAAUUCCACCAUUUCAAUCACUGCAAAUGAAGGGAAAAAUUAAUGUUAGAUGUAAAAAUAGAAAGUGAUCGAAGUGCGAGGAAAGGACAAGAGAACGAAACUUCAUUUGUGCAUACAAACAUACGUAUGUAUGUAUGCAUUGGCUUACGAGGGACCAUUCAAGGCAAUGGUUAUAAAAGUUUUUAUUUGGUCAAAGUAAACAAAAAAUUGGUGGAAAAUCUCCGAAAAUAUAAGCUGUAAAGGAAAAGGACAUUGCCACAUAAAAAUAACAUUUUAAAACGUUUUUACGGCUUUAAGACAAAUACUGCACGAGAAUAAAAUGGAUAAUACCGACUGCAGCGAUAUGGUCCAAUUGGAGCAGGAAAAGAGCACACAGUGCGUAGUGCAUGAUCUUACGCCCAAGUCAGAGCAAAAGAAAAUAAAUAUUGUAGUGCGCUCACAGUACACCGUCGAGAAGGUAUUUCGCAAUAUCAGUACACAGUAUCCCUACGAGUUGUACGAUUUGGUUCUGCAGCCAAAUGAGACGGAAAAUACGCUGAUACACUUGAAUGCGCGAAAAUCAGAGCUCCUCUUCGCCAUACCCGGCUUUGCUCCACAGGAAAAGAAUGUACUUGUUCUGCUGCCUCCAGGCGUUUGGGAUGGAAAUGUUAAGAAACGUUUUGAUUUCGCAAAACCAUUGACCAAAAAGAAAUGCAUUUCAAAAUCGUCCAAGUUAAGCACAAAGGAGGCAUCCACAGCAACAAUUAAAGCUGCACAGAGCCCAUCUACAACUGACGAGAAAGUCACUACAACUUCAAUUGUUACAAAUGGUGUUGAUUCCACCGCCGCCUCUAUCAACAGCGCAAUGAAUGGUGAUAGCGAAAUAUCAGCGCAUAGCGCUGAUAUCAUAGCAAAUAACAACCACAACGAGAGUUUAGUAACAAAAAAUAUUUGUACUGAUUUGAGUGGUGCUGGCGAUGCUUCAUCAACCACUACAGAUGAGUUAUCUUCUUCCCUGCAUACAGCGACUGUCAUAGCCAGCACAAGAACAACAAAUACCGCCACCAUGGCGCAUUCAUUGAAAUUGAGUCCACUUUCCGAUCCAGAGCUUUUAUCUGACGACGACUUGGCGCUUGGUGCAUCUGCAAGCCCCACCGAGACUGAGCCAUAUAGUGGUGAUGGUUUGCUCAAGAUUCGCAACACUUCGCCACGAAGUCCCAAAUACGGUCCACUUACAGAAGGGGAAAUGUAUCAACAGAUGACACUUCACCGUGAUUUCACUCGUUUGGGUAAAAAGCUGCAACCCACAUCGGCUUCUGCGUCAACUACCACGAGUGCUGCCUCUGGAUCGACCACAAUGUCUACAAUGUAUACAGGUGGUGCGAAUGGGUAUGUGGGUUUGGUGAAUCAGGCCAUGACUUGCUACCUGAACAGCCUACUUCAGGCGCUCUUCAUGACGCCAGAAUUCCGUAAUGCACUCUACCGUUGGGAGUUCGACAAUGACAACGAAGCGAAAAAUAUUCCCUACCAACUGCAGAAGCUCUUCCUCAACCUGCAGACUUCAAAGAAAUCUGCUGUAGAGACAACAGACUUGACGCGCAGUUUUGGAUGGGAUUCAACUGAAGCAUGGCAACAACACGACAUACAAGAAUUGUGUCGGGUUAUGUUCGACGCGCUGGAGCACAAAUUUAAAAAUACCAAGCAAAUGAAUCUGAUUGCAAGCUUGUAUGAGGGAAAGAUGAUCGAUUAUGUGAAGUGUCUGGAGUGCAAUACGGAGAAAACGCGCGCUGACACUUUCCUCGAUAUACCACUACCGGUUCGUCCUUUUGGCAGCACUGUCGCCUAUGGUAGCAUCGAAGAAGCAUUGCGUGCUUUCGUACAACCAGAAACGCUCGAUGGCAAUAAUCAGUACUUCUGUGAAAAGUGCAAUAAGAAAUGUGAUGCUCACAAGGGAUUGAAAUUCAAAAACUUCCCUUACAUACUGACACUGCAUCUGAAACGUUUUGACUUUGACUAUCAAACUAUGCAUAGAAUCAAAUUGAAUGAUAAAGUAACUUUCCCCCAAACGCUAAAUUUGAAUAGUUUCAUAAAUCCUGCUGAUCAGGAAGGCCACGCACCUGCAACUUCUGCAUCCGCCACUGUGGGUUUAUCUGGCGGCAAUGCUACAUCUAAUAGUUUCAUGCCUAAUGGCACAAUUGCCGCCAAUGAUGAUUGCAGUACAACAGAUAGUGGCUCCGCCAUGGAGGAGGAUUUAUGUUGUAGCGGCACCGCUACUGCCAGCUCCAGCCAGCAUGAAAAUGAUAUGAAUGAUGAUGAUGAGGGCAUCGACAUGAGCACCAGCACAGAUCACCGUGUGACUAGUAGUAAUGCCAGCGUUGAGCAGCGCAUAAAGCAUAACACCGGACCAUAUUUGUAUGAAUUAUUCGCUAUAAUGAUACACUCAGGCAGCGCCUCAGGCGGACACUAUUAUGCUUAUAUAAAGGAGUUCGACAACAAUGAGUGGUAUUGCUUUAAUGAUCAGACUGUAUCGCCGAUUACUGAGGAGGAUAUUGAAAAGUCUUUUGGUGGAGGAUCCAGUCGUGCCUACUAUUCCAGCGUUUACAGUUCAAGCACAAACGCUUAUAUGUUAAUGUACCGACAAAUUGAUCCGCAGCGCAACGAGCGAGCCACCAAAGCUACUGAUUUUCCCGAGCAUAUUAACCAUUUGAUGCCGAAACUGCAUCAGGAAGAAGAAACACGAGUAACACGCAGCUCUGGUCGCCACGGAGUUGUCGUCUCUGAUUUAUCGGUGCAAGAAUUGGUGAAACCACGAGUAAAUUUCUAUAACCCUGAAUUGAAAAAGAUGAAAUCAACACGAGUUUACGUAAGUAACUUUAAUGUGAACUCGGUUCUGGAGUCGGCCUAUCAAUUGUUAAAUAUAGAGCAAUUUGCACCUUUGUCGCGUUGCCGUCUCGUAGUAUACGAUGAUAUGGGCGAACAGAUUUGCCAAUCUCUGGAACAUAUUAUCGAUCCAUCACUUACAGAAUUACGUCGGCAAACAGAUGGGCCACUGGAAUUUUUGCUGGAGACAAAAGUGGAAGGCCAGGAGUUCGAGGUUUACAAACCAGGUGGUGUAACUUGGAAUGUAUACAUAGUGAAUGUUUGGAAAAUGCACCUGGAUGGCCCUCAUCUUGUCUAUGCGCCCACAAGAGAAGCCAACUCGGCACUUUUGCACUCGAUUGCGGUACGCCUUAAUUUAAACGAGAACCAAUUGUUAUUGGCCACAGUGAAGACUGACGCCUUUGUAGCGCUAGACUCUGCGCCACCUAACAGUGAUACGGCGGAGGGAAUGCAGCAACAAGUUAUAACACAAGAAGACUUGCAAGAAAUCGCACAAGAGCAGUUUAGGGGUUUAACAUAUAUUUUCCUUAACGUGCCCAAUACCGACCCGACCACCUUGGAAAUCUUGGGCAUACCAACGUUGGAGACUCCUACAAUCGAGGUCAGCGCUGAUGUUGUUGAUGCAGUGCAAAUGAACUCAAAUGUCAUGCAUGCAAUUAAUCCAUCCAUUGGAGAAAACACGUCCACUCUUUCGCAAAAGAACUGUCAUCCCACUGGCAGCGCACGCGAAUCGCCACUCCCUCCCGUCACCUGCCCGUUGACUGGCCAAGAAUCCAACUCUGAAGACAGCAGUUUGAGUGACGGCGACCGUACACUUGUCGAAUCGAUGCACAAUCGGUACGGUGGCGACAGUCAAAUUUCGUCAACCAGUCACUCGCCUUAUUUAUCCAGCCCCGAGGAUGAUGCUUACAAUAAAGCUAAUUCGCUAAAACGCAUUCACGACCUCUUUCAAAUGGCACCCGAUCACACAAUGGACAGUAGUUCUCAAUCGCGCAGCAACAGCGCGCCACAAUUUUUCUAUGCGGAAAAACUCAAUGCAGUCGAUCCCAGCACAAUCUCAUCAACUAUCCACAGCAGUAGCACAAAUGAUCCCAACGAGGAGUUGGCGCGUAAACCAACACAUUCGUAUAAAAUCAUAGUGGAUCCGCAUAUGAAAAUGUCCACAUUUACGCGACAUGUUGAAUCUCUGAUCGGUGUACCAUCGAACUAUUUUAAGCUGCAACACAAAUACGAGGUCAUCGACCUGAUGUCGACAGUGCUUUUCGUUAGUAUGGGUGAAACGUUGAGCAUUGAACUGGGGAAAGUGCUGCAACCGGACGAGCACAAGGCGAAGAUCUCAUUUAUGCGCCUGUCUGAGUUGGAUAAUGAUACCGGCAAAUUGCCCUGCAUAUGUGAAUGGGUGUACAAAGCUAGCAUGACGGUGGGUGAGGCGAAAAAGGAACUGAUAGCGAAGUUGCAUCGCAUUGACGCAAAAUACAAAUCGUUGUCAUUAAGCAAUUGUCGUCUAUGGCUGAAAGGUGGACGCAACCCAAUAAAAAUUAUGAGUGAUGAUGAAACAUUGGGUACCGAUCUGCGCUCAUCGGUGGCAGCGGAGUUCCUCGUGCAAGAGUGUGAAGAUGGUGUGAAUCCGCAGGUUGGUGAAGAUAGUCUUACCAUUUUCGUACGGCGCUGGUAUGCGGAUAAGCUGCAGUUGGAAAAAUUCCAGGAAAUCACUUUAGAAAAGAAUAGUGAAAUAAGAGAGGAGUUGGCCAAAAUUACUGACAUACGACAAGAACAUAUAGCGUAUAGUAAGAUAAAUGGUUCUUUUCCGUGUACAAGCAUUUCUCUGUUGAGUAUCAACAGCACGCUUAGUUGGUUUUCGAUACCCGCCACAUUGGACAAGUAUCCACUAACCACAACAGUCAAUGGAAAUGUUUAUUUUUACAAAGAUGUUACCAAAGCACCCAAGGAGCCAACAACUGAAGAACGGCGCGAAUUGAGCGCUCGCGAGAAGCUGCGUCUUGAUCGCCUGGGUUGCAUGUCAACGUCGCUUUACUCGCCGCGGCGUGAGCGCGCCCUCAAAAUAUAUCUUGACUCGCCACAAUCGAACAACAACAGUAGUACAACGACAUCGUCUUCGUCCGGAUCAGCAGUAGUAGGAGCGUCAAGAUCGGCAGAGGAUUAACAGAUAUAGGACAGAAAGUACUUAUAAUAAUGACAACAACACAUCUUCCGGGUAUAUUCAAUUCGUGGUAUAUUUAGUGGCUGCAUUAACAGUUCGGCUAUAGUAUGGGUGAUGGUUUCUGACCAUAUUUGCGCGAGGGCCCUUCAAAGGAGUUGAAAGGCCCCGAUAAUGCAUAUUAUUAUUGAGUAAUGUGAGGACUGAUGCAAACAACUGCCGACAAGUGAAUGAUCAACAUCACCAUUGUUGGCACUUAAGAAAAAGUGAUAACGCGAUUUUCUUUGAAUCUUUUUCUGCAGUUAAAAAAUUUAUUCAUUUAUUUUCAUCAACAAAUAAAAUAAGAUACUGAAAUUAUAUCAUAAAGAAUCUUAAAAACAAGCUUCAUGCAUAACUAAACAAA
Molecule: messenger RNA, 5580 nt
Organism: Rhagoletis pomonella (apple maggot)
Lineage: Eukaryota; Metazoa; Arthropoda; Insecta; Diptera; Tephritidae
Product: ubiquitin carboxyl-terminal hydrolase 47-like
Exons: 10
Coding region: 480-5183 (1567 amino acids)
Biological process (GO): protein deubiquitination
Cellular component (GO): nucleus; cytosol
Molecular function (GO): cysteine-type deubiquitinase activity; cysteine-type endopeptidase activity
Source: RefSeq, a predicted model, not a curated record